This is a messenger RNA of Penaeus chinensis, 2516 nucleotides long. Its product is annotated as glycine-rich cell wall structural protein 1.8-like. Bases 209 to 1969 code for a protein of 586 amino acids. NCBI's taxonomy places the organism in Eukaryota, Metazoa, Arthropoda, Malacostraca, Decapoda, Penaeidae. The transcript is spliced from 2 exons. The record is from RefSeq and is a predicted model, not a curated record.
GGUAGCACGCAGUUCCCAAGGCUUGGUCUGGAAGGUGACAAGGGCGUGAGGCACCGUGUUUAAACUCCAGUCCGGUCGCCCCGUCGGCAGUCAAGCGGGGCACCUCGCCUCUCUCACACGUCAGUCCAGAGGCAGCUUCACCUGGAAUAACACCUACGUCGCCUCUCCUUGUAAGAAAGUGUUCGUUCUUCAGCCAGUAUCGGUCGCGAUGCAGAAUUGGACGGCGGCGCUGCUCCUUGUGACGGGGUUCGCAGUUUCAAUCCUCGCUCGACCGCAGUUCGGAAAUUUCGGAAGCUUUCGGCGAGGGAGUUCCGGAGCAGGAUACGGAGGCGCUAAUGUCGGUUCAUAUAUUGGAGAUGGAUACGGCUUUGGCUACGGCAGCUCUGCUAACGGUGGAUAUGGCUAUGGCUACGGUGUUUCAACAUCAAACAAACCAGGAGUUGCAGGCGGUUAUGGCUACGGCAGAUCUAAACGAAAUCCACAAGAAGCACCUUCAGCAUCGAACAAACCCGGAUCUGGCUUACAUGGCUCUACGUCAAACAAACCUGGAUUUGGCUUAGAUAUUUCGACGUCAAACAAACCUGGUUUUGGCUCAGAUGUCUCGACGUCAAAUAAACCUGGUUUUGGCUCAGAUGUCUCGACGUCUAAUAAACCUGGUUUUGGCUCAGAUGUCUCGACGUCAAACAAACCUGGUUUUGGCUCAGAUGUCUCGACGUCAAACAAACCUGGUUUUGGCUCAGAUGUCUCGACGUCAAACAAACCUGGUUUUGGCUUAGACGGUUCAACAUCAAACAAACCUGGUUUUGGCUUAGACGGUUCAACAUCAAACAAACCUGGUUUUGGCUUAGACGGUUCAACAUCAAACAAACCUGGUUUUGGCUUAGACGGUUCAACAUCAAACAAACCUGGUUUUGGCUUAGACGGUUCAACAUCAAACAAACCCGGCCCCGGCUUAAGUGGGUCCACAUCUAACAAACCCGGCUCUGAUUCAAGCAUUUCGUCAUCGAAUAAGCCUGACUCUGGAUCUAGUAUUUCGCUGUCUAACAAGCCAAGACAUGAUGCAGACUCCAAAUCUGGAGUUUGUGAUAUCUGUAGCAGUGGCUCGGGGGUCCAAGUCGGGGGGAGUGGGGGUGCCGCAGGAGGUGCUGGUGAUGGAGGUUCAUGGGGAGGACAAGUGGGAGGCAGUGGAGGAGCCACAGGAGGUGCUGGUGAUGGAGGCGAAUGGGGAGGACAAGUGGGAGGCAACGGAGGAGCCACAGGAGGUGCUGGUGAUGGAGGCUCAUGGGGAGGACAAGUUGGAGGCAGUGGAGGAGCCACAGGAGGAGCCGGUGAUGGAGGCUCAUGGGGAGGACAAGUGGGAGGCAACGGAGGAGCCACAGGAGGUGCUGGUGAUGGAGGCUCAUCGGGAGGACAAGUUGGAGGCAGUGGAGGAGCCACAGGAGGAGCCGGUGAUGGAGGCUCAUGGGGAGGACAAGUGGGAGGCAGCGGAGGAGCCACAGGAGGUGCUGGUGAUGGGGGCUCAUCGGGAGGACAAUUUGGGGGCAGUGGAGGAGCCAUAGGAGGUGCUGGUGAUGGAGAUUCAUGGGGAGGACAAGUCGGGGGCAGUGGAGGAGCCACAGGAGGAGCCGGUGAUGGGGGCUCAUCGGGAGGACAAGUGGGAGGCAGUGGAGGAGCCACAGGAGGUGCUGGUGAUGGGGGCUCAUCGGGAGGACAAGUGGGAGGCAGUGGAGGAGCCACAGGAGGUGCAGGCAGUGGAAAUUCAGGAGGUUCUUGGUCAGGCAGUGGUUCCUGGGCAGGUUCAGGCGGGGGAUCAUGGGGCGGCAGCGGUUCCUGGAGUGGUUCAGCAGGAGGGUCGUGGAGCGGCAGUGGGGGAGCAGGAGGAGGAGGAGGAGGAGGAGAAGGCGCAGUUGAGACGACUACGACGACAUCCCGCCCCACCAUUCCGUCGGUCACACCCGUGUUGAUUUAAGUAUUCACUAACCAAACACCAGCGCGAGAUCCUCCUGUUCAUGCGUUGGAAGGCCAUUUCUACGGGAUGGCGUCUUGCAGUGUUAAUUUUGCCCUGUUUAUUUAUGUGAUUUUGUACUGACUUCCGGGUAAUAAGUUAAAGUAUAUAUUGAUGUUGGUAUUUAACUCCAUGUUUGUUCAUUUUCAUUUAUCUGAAUUAGGGUAAGUCUGUUUUUAUUUUUAGACGUUUAUAAAUGCAAAUGCCUUGAAUGUGCAGUGUCAAUAUCCUUGUAAGGUAGAUCAUGCCUCUUGGUUUAGAUUAAACUAUUUACAACACAUUGCAUGAAAUCAAGUUUGGUGAUGGUAAGAAUUUGUUAAACUUAUGAAUUCAAACACAUGUUAGAGAAAUAAGGAACACAUUUUUUUUCGUUAAAGGAAUGUAUUUAUUUUUACAUUACAACCAAUGAAAGAAGUAAAGAAUUACUUUGUAUUUAAAUAACCUUGCUGACACUGUAUAUUGGCCUCUGGUGUACAAUCCAUGUUUCAAGAAUAAUAAUCAAAUAAACUAC